Boleophthalmus pectinirostris (great blue-spotted mudskipper) is the source of this 5728-nucleotide messenger RNA. RefSeq names its product PTPRF interacting protein alpha 1 (gene ppfia1). The record is from RefSeq and is a predicted model, not a curated record. The transcript is spliced from 32 exons. Gene Ontology annotation, molecular function: protein binding. Gene Ontology annotation, cellular component: presynaptic active zone. Gene Ontology annotation, biological process: synapse organization. NCBI's taxonomy places the organism in Eukaryota, Metazoa, Chordata, Actinopteri, Gobiiformes, Gobiidae. The coding region runs from base 1130 to 4846 and encodes 1238 amino acids.
CACACGUCGAACAGAAAUAUAAGUUUAUCUUACAGAGUGUUAUGGAGUGAAGAGGCCAGAGGAAGAGGAGCGCUCUCUUUCCUCUCUUUCCUCUUGUUGCUGCUGUAGUCUGUGCGGUGCUCACCGGGGGAGCCUGUGUCGUGGCUCAUGAGCGGCUCCGGCUCCAGCUCCAGCUCCGGUCUGAGCCCAUUGGCUGCGCUGAGGUCCCGACUCCAGACCGCCGAGGCGGGCAGCAGAGGACAGGGAAGCGCCGAGCCCGCGGACUAUUCGGUGGAAAUACAGAGAAACACCACAAAGCCGGGCGGAACUGGGACUACGACGUUUUUCUACUGGAUUAUUGGAUAAAAGCCCGAGAAACAGACACUUUUUGAUCGGGAAGUUUGAGCGGACCCGUGAUGUGGUGACGCGACUGCACCGAGCACUGGGAAGCUAGCGUUAGCUACUAGCUAACUACUCUAAGAAAACCACAACAGAUGAGACCUGUAGCAGCGUUUGCUGUCACUUUUAAGUAUUGCAAAUAAUACAGUUUAUGCAAACGGAAAGGAUCGCAUCAUGUUGUUUACUUUCCUACUAAGCAAAUCCUCUUUAAGAGUUGUUUGAUUUGAUGUGUGUAACUAGCAAACAUUAGCUAACUAGCUGGCUAGUAGCUAACCCUGACUAGCUGAACCUUUAAAACUGACUUCAAGCCAAAGAAUUCUGAUUCAAAUGUGCAAACAUUUGCGAUUAAAACUCUUUUACAGUGUAGUGCAAUUGUAUAGCAACGUGUGUGUGUGUUUUAGCUGCUUUCACUGAGCAGAGUUUUUAAACUAUCGUUUAAAGAGAAUAAAACUAUUUUCUUCUCAUCAGAUAUGCAAUCACCGAAUCACCAGCUUACUUGAUGCUAGCUUGCUAACGCAGUGUUAGCCGGCCAAACUUGGAUACUGCUGCCCCCUGCUCACUUUACGUGGGUUUCCCUUUGAGGCCUUUUGGAGUAACUCUUUUCACGGAAAAGCCUUAUGGAUACCAGCCUCUGAGUGGAAUCUGUAUUUCCUCUUCUGAGUUUUGACUGUGGAUGUAUCUGCGGUUUGAUUUACGACCUUGAUCGGCUUGAUUUGCAGUGGACAACAUUGGAACCGUCUUUUAAUCCAAGAUGAUGUGCGAGGUGAUGCCCACCAUCAGUGAGGCGGAGGGCCCGGGGCGGCGGGGGUCCGGGUCCCCUCUGCAGUCAGACUCUGAGGGGCACUUUGAGUCUCUGAUGGUGUCGAUGCUGGAGGAACGGGACCGACUGCUGGAGACGCUCAGAGAAACUCAGGAGAACCUGGGGCUGGCUCAGGGCAAACUGCACGAAGUCAGCCACGAGAGAGACUCACUACAGAGACAACUCAACACAGCACUACCACAGGAGUUUGCAGCCCUCACUAAAGAGCUGAACGUUUGUCGAGAGCAUCUUCUGGAGAAGGAGGAGGAGAUCGCAGAGCUCAAAGCCGAGAGGAACAACACACGGCUGUUGCUGGAGCACCUGGAGUGCCUGGUCUCUCGUCAUGAGCGCAGUCUGAGGAUGACGGUGGUGAAGAGGCAGGCCCAGAGUCCAGCCGGAGUCUCCAGUGAAGUGGAGGUGCUCAAGGCUCUAAAGUCCCUGUUUGAACACCACAAAGCCCUGGACGAGAAGGUGCGUGAGAGACUACGCGUCGCCUUGGAACGAUGUAGCGCAUUAGAAGAACAGUUAACCAUCUCACACAAAGAGUUGUCUUACCUCAGGGAACAGAACAAUAUAAAGCGAGGUCAGGCCGAUGGAACCAGCGAAGUCAACCACAGCGAGAGCAUCCCCAGCACCAACGGAAAGCGCGCGUCAGACGACUCUCUCAGUCAGGAGGAGGACAUAGCGCCCCCUGUGGUCGGUAAAGUGGGCGAGCUGCAGCAGGUGGUGGACAGGCAGACCGCCGACCUGGGGCAGAUGAAGGAGCGGAUGGCUGCGAUGGCGUCUCGGAUCAAUGAGCUGGAAGAGGAUCUGGACACGGCCAGAAAAGACCUCAUCAAGUCUGAGGACAUGAACACGAGACUCCAGAGGGACCUGAGAGAGUCGAUGGCGCAGAAGGACGACAUGGAGGAGAGGAUCACGACUCUGGAGAAGCGAUACCUGGCGGCUCAGAGAGAGGCCACAUCAGUCCACGACCUCAACGACAAACUGGAGAACGAAGUGGCCAACAAGGAUUCCCUCUUCAGACAGACUGAGGAUAGAAAUCGUCAGCUUCAGGAGAAACUAGAGUUGGCUGAACAGAAGCUGCAGCAGACGAUCCGAAAAGCAGAGACUCUCCCAGAGGUGGAGGCGGAGCUCGCUCAGAGAGUGGCGGCUCUUACCAAGGCGGAGGAGCGUCACGGGAACGUGGAGGAGCGGUUACGACAACUUGAGGCUCAACUGGAAGAGAAGAACCAGGAACUGCUCCGGGCGCGACAGAGAGAAAAGAUGAACGAGGAACACAACAAGCGCCUCUCUGAAACUGUGGACAAACUUUUAUCUGAGUCUAACGAGAGGCUACAGCUCCACCUAAAGGAGAGGAUGUCUGCACUGGAGGAGAAGAACUCCCUCAUUAGAGAACUAGAUCACACUAAGAAGUUGAUUGAGGAGUCGCACCAUGAAAAGGAACAGCUGCUGAUCCAGAUUGAAACCAUGAGAGCAGAAAGUGAACAGGACAGGAGCCGGAGCAACUCACUACUGCACGGGCGUCCCCAGUUGAGCUCCACUCCAGACUUCAGGUAUCCGGUGUCCGCGUCCUCGAUGGUGGACAGCGGCUCGGAGCUGUACAGCGGCGCUCUGGUGCUACGGCGACCGCAGAAAGGGAGAGCGGCCGCGCUACUAGAAGAGCCCUCCAAAGUGCAGACCCUGAACGAGCAGGAGUGGGAGCGCAUGCAGCAGGCGAACGUGCUGGCGAACGUAGCGCAGGCGUUUGAGAGCGACAUGGACGCGUCGGAUCUGGAGGAGGACAGGGACGCGCUCUUCAGCUCCGUGGACCUGCUCUCUCCGGCGGGACAGGCAGACGCUCAGACACUCGCGCUCAUGCUACAGGAGCAGCUCGACGCCAUCAACAACGAGAUCAGGAUGAUCCAGGAGGAGAAGGAGAGCACAGCGAUCCGUGCAGAGGAGAUCGAGUGCAGGGUGGGCAGUGGGGACAGUCUCGGGGGCAGGUUUAGGUCCAUGAGCUCCCUGCCUCCGUCUCUCUGUCCCGGCUCGUCUCUGGGCGGAUCUCCCCCGGGCUCUGGCAGCUCCACCCCUAGAAUGGUGUCCCGAAGCCCCCACCGCGAGAUGGACCGCAUGGGGGUCAUGACAUUGCCUAGUGACCUGCGCAAGCAUCGCAGGAAGUCUGCUCAGGAUGAUAAAGCCACUAUCCGCUGCGAGAGCUCUCCUCCUUCCACUCCUCGCUCCAUUCGUUUAAACAGAGAAACAGGACACGCCACCAGCCACGAAGACAUCAGGGACUUCAGAGGCCUGUCAAACCUCCAGGACGGUCAGGGCAGUAACCCCAGUAGCAGUAACAGCAGCCAGGACUCUCUGAACAAAGCCGCCAAAAAGAAAAGCAUCAAGUCUUCCAUCGGACGCCUGUUUGGGAAGAAGGAGAAGGGCCGACCCAGUGUCCCCGGGCGGGACUCCACCAGCCAGGCCGGGACUCCAGAAGCAGAGAGCUCUCCAAAGGACGGUUUAGGGAUGGGAACGUUGUCGGGAACCGCAGAGAAAACCAGAAAACUCCAGAAAAACCCAAAGACCGGACAUGAACUUCUGGAGGAGGCUCGCCGACAGGGACUGCCGUUCGCUCAGUGGGACGGACCGACUGUUGUGGUUUGGCUCGAGCUGUGGGUGGGGAUGCCCGCCUGGUACGUUGCCGCCUGCAGAGCCAACGUGAAGAGCGGCGCUAUAAUGUCCGCGCUAUCGGACACAGAAAUACAAAGAGAGAUCGGAAUCAGCAACCCACUGCAUCGCCUCAAACUACGACUCGCCAUUCAGGAAAUCAUGUCCCUGACCAGCCCCUCGGCCCCGCCCACCUCCAGAACGAGCACGGGCAACAUUUGGGUCACUCACGAAGAAAUGGAAACUCUGGCAGCGACUCCUCCCACGGAGGAUGACGAUGGUAGCUGGGCUCAGACUUUGGCGUACGGAGACAUGAACCACGAGUGGAUCGGUAACGAGUGGCUGCCCAGUCUGGGUCUGCCUCAGUAUCGCUCGUACUUCAUGGAGUCUCUGGUGGACGCCCGGAUGCUCGACCAUUUAACCAAAAAGGACCUGAGGGGACAGCUCAAGAUGGUCGACAGCUUCCACAGGAACAGUUUUCAGUGUGGGGUCAUGUGUUUGCGGAGGCUAAACUACGACAGGAAGGAGCUGGAGCGACGGAGAGAAGAGUGUCAGUUUGAUAUCAAAGACGUGCUGGUUUGGAGUAACGAGCGCGUCGUCAGCUGGGUGCAGGCCAUCGGUUUAAAGGAGUACAGUUCAAACUUGUGCGAGAGCGGAGUCCACGGAGCACUCAUGGCUCUAGACGAAACAUUUGACCACAACGCACUGGCACUACUGCUGCAGAUCCCCACACAGAACACACAGGCCAGAGCGACUUUGGAGCGUGAAUUCAACAGUCUCUUAGCGAUUGGCACGGAAAGGAGGAUGGAAGAGGACGACGAUAAGAACUUCCGGCGCGCUCCGUCGUGGAGGAAAAAGUUCCGGCCCAAAGACGUGAGGGGACUGGGGGCGUCGGACACUUUACCGGCCAACUUCAGAGUGACAGGUGCUGGGUCCCCCGCCCCUCAGCCAAAGAGAAGCCCUGUAGACGGGAGUCAGUCUAUACAGAGGCUGGACACUGCCACAGUCAGGACCUACUCUUGUUAACACAACGUUUAUCCUCAUUAUUUCUAUAGGUAACCGCUGGUCUGAAGAUGAAGGAGAUUUCCCUGCAUUUAAAACCAGAAUGAUGAACUGAAAUUAUUUUUUACACUAAAUUUAAAUCAGAAAAAAGACUGUAUUUCUCACCUCAAGCUUCCCUAUAGGAACCUUUAUAGUGUUGGUUAUAAUAUUUAUGUAAACCAAUGGGACGUUUUAACAGAUUUUUAGACCUAUGUAUAAUCUUUUUUACCUCGUUUUUUUUUUUUUUCUUAAUCAAAAAGAAACAUUUCCCUUCUGUGCCCUAAUAUUAAGCUUAAUAUAAAUAUAUAUAUAACUGAAUGUGUUAACCAAGUUUGUACAUUUCUACCAGAUCUGUCUAAUAAUCUUUUUAUAAUCCUGAUUCUAUGGAAAGAGAGGUUUAUUUUUCGCUAUAAUGGCAAAUUUAAUCAUGAAUUUAAAGUGACUUGUUCAAAUCUCUGUAUCUUUUAACCCUUUUUAUUUGUAAGUACUUUUUUUGUAAUUUCUCUAAAAUAAUAUACGGACAUUUCUAGGUCAAAAAACUGUGUUAGUAUCGAGCAGAAUUAUCACUGUGAGACUUUAUCGAGCUCUUGGGUCACUACGUUUACAUGCAAAAAUAAGACGAUAGAGAUUCAAACCACUGCUUAACUACUUUUUAACUUUACUUUUUUGUGAUCAUACCAUUUAAUUUAUCAGAUUUUUAUCAUGUAUCGCAUUAGAAACACAGCGACUUGAAAUUUCCACUGCCGCUUUCACAUAUAAAACUUUAACAGCAUCGUAAUAAGAUGGUAAAAGUGUAUUAUAAUACACGCAUCACGAAUUUCAGACUUCCGGUCAUUGCGCAAUUCAUACUGGGAAGGAUUUUCCGGA